AUGUCCGCCGACGCAACAGUAACCAUUGAGACCAUAGUCCCCGCCGUCGCAGCCGGCUCUGUGAGGAGCGGCGCCGCGGGCGUCCGUGGCAAGCCAGUCUCAGGACGAGUAUGGAAGACCACACAGACAAAGAGGCACACCUCUAUGAAGCCCCGUAUGCUUCGGCAAGGCUGGGGAAAGCAAAUAGAGGAGCGCAAGCAACACCAAGUAAUGAAAGCUAUUGAGAAGGAGCUCAAGGAUGAGAAGGCUGCUGAGAGACAGAAACAAAAAGAUGCCGAGAAGGAACGUCUGAAGCGGAAAGAGGAGAAUGAGAAGAAGGCUGAGGUCGUGCAGAAGGUCUCUGCUGCCAAGGUGAAAAGGAUGAAGAAGAAGCAGCUUCGUCAGUUGCGUAAGGAGUAG
This is a messenger RNA of Fimicolochytrium jonesii, 399 nucleotides long. Its product is annotated as coiled-coil domain-containing protein 86. The record is from RefSeq and is a predicted model, not a curated record. NCBI's taxonomy places the organism in Eukaryota, Fungi, Chytridiomycota, Chytridiomycetes, Spizellomycetales, Powellomycetaceae. The transcript has 5 exons. Gene Ontology annotation, cellular component: nucleolus. The coding region runs from base 1 to 399 and encodes 132 amino acids.